AUGCAGCAUUAUCGUUGUGCUCAGUGUCCUGCUAUCUUUUCUUCAAUUUCUUCACGUAAGAAUCAUGUAAGACACGAACAUCAAUCAACUGUCCAUACCAAGGAUAUACAUGGCUCUGAGGUCAUUAUUGAAAGAGUCAAUAAUCGCUUUUCGUGCCCUCAAGUAGCUUGCUCAUACUCUACUGUCAAAGCAUCUUUGAUGCAGACUCAUUAUCAUAAUUGUCGAUCCAAAAUUCGUACUUCUGCUCCUUCUGUGGCCAGCCAUAUUCCUAGGGUGGUGGUUCAAUCUAGAGUGAUUCCUGCUGGAAGCCAAGUGCAAGAGCUUGCUGGUUGGAUGGAGUUUGGGGUUUAUUAUCACAAACUGGCCAAGCUGUUGUUGUGCUCAAAUGAUGGUUGCCAUGUCUGUGUUAAAGUUGAAGAGAUAUCCUCUCAUCUCCAGACUCAACAUCAUAUCAAAUGCAUUGUGGAAGAAAGCAUGCUUGAUGACAUAGUCCAAGCUCCUCCUCAAGACAUUUACAAUCUUGAGCAGCCCAUUGCUCCUUUCCGAGGAGUUCGGAUGUACAUGGGGUUUGUAUGUAAUGUGUGCUACUAUGCUUGUGUCCAGUUGGAUUCUAUGCGGAAGCAUUUUGUGGCCCACCAUUGGGUUCCAGAGUUCCAAGAUGGAGGCUGGAGAAAUAAUAUUAGCCAGUCUUGGGUUCAAACUCUUCUGCGGCACCAACAUCGUCGAUUUUUCCAUGUUCUUCCAACUCAUCCGGACGACGAUAUUAUCCCAGACUCAAACACCUCUUCCAGUGUCAUUACCAGUCGCCAGGCCAGUGGCCUUUUGGCCCAGCUUCCACCCCCUAUCAGCAUGACUUCUCUUGGAGUGCACAAUCCAGCUGGGAUUAGGGACACUCCAACUUGUGAUGAGAUUGGAAACAAACCACUUGGCUCCCUUGCGGCAUCGGCGAUCAAAAAAUAUUCUGGUUUAUUGGCCUUGUUCUUCAUCUUUUGCUUGGAAAUAUCCCAUAACCCCCGACUUGGUCUUCCAGCUUGUAUUAUCAAUCCAUUAGCCCUCAAGCUUCUUGAUCAGCUCCAUGAUCAUCUUACAACAAGUCCACCCAUCAUCCCUUCUCAGUUGAUUCCUGAAUGUCUUGUUGCUCUAUUCAUCCAAUCAAACCCUCAUGGUACACCCGACACCUGUUUUCAUGUUCUUCAGUUUGUUGCUUUGUCGAUGAUCAAAGAAGACGGUUCCUUUCAGCCCCAUGGGCUAGUGACUAGGCUCCUUGCUCCUCUUCAAUACUGUCUUCGAGUGUCUUUUGUUGAAUUGUACUUGGCUUUCUCUGCCUGCACUCCAUCCCUCGAUACCAACCUUGGUCUGAUAUUCCACAAUGGUCUGAAUGGCCAAGUCGAGAAUAUGUGGAACUAUGUAAUUGAAGGGACAGUCAACACACCAUUCUGGGGUCUUCGCUCCUGGAUGCACCUCAUGGCGACUGUUACAAUGACUGAGGGGCUCCCUGAGACGACGCAUUGGAUAGACAGUGGCUGCACGCAACUGGCCAUUAACAACCUGACUGUAUCGUUGGAUGAUGUCAAGCACACAAUUCAGCAAACCUUUCAGAGUAUUGGGCAACUGCUCUCUUUGCUCACUCAAGGUGUCAAGUUGCCAGUGUUUGAUCGGGUGGCAUAUGAGGAUCAGCCUCAUAUGGUUGAUGUUGGAUUCAACUAUCUAGUGGCCUCUGCAAAAUACCACAACCAGUACUCAGGUCGAUAUCUCUUAGAAUCAUGGAUGGCUGCAGGAGAUCCAUGGGGUUUUUCAAAAUAUGGCGAAACCUGGGAUCGAUCGACUGUUCAAAAAUGGCUAGACAUGGCAAAUGAACUUACCAAAGCUCUUUACUUUUGUGUCCAACCUGCAAAAGGAACCGAAGAAAUGACUGUCAAGAUAGUUAAUACCCCAGAAGCGAUGCGGAAUGUAUUCUGGCGUAACGCAUUUGCAUCAUUAUUUGGCUUUCAUCCGGCCUACUCAAAUCUUUUGGAUCAACUUGACCAUAUACAACAUCUAUUGACGCAUCUUUGGGUUGACACUUCACUUGGACUUUUUACUACUGCCCAUCAAACAUCGGUUCUCCACCGGACAUUUGUGAAGCAUAAUGUUGCCCCACUUGGGGUGAAUCCUUGGAGACACCUCUGUGUUGCGGUUUGUGAUCAGUGGCUAAAGGAGCACCCCCGAAUUGGUCUUGUUGAUGAUGAUGAAGAUGAUGAGGAUGGAUCGAAUCAUGUCUUGGAUAUUCAAAGGAACCAUACGAGCCGAACAGCCAACUGGGUUUAUGGAGGAACUAGUGGGCACAGUAUGGACCGUCGUGCCGAGUAUCAAUUCCGUCAAGCCUGCACAAUUUGGCAAGAUUUUUGGGGUGUGAAUUGGGAUUAUAGUUCUUCUUCCUUGGUUGGCCCCGUCACUCCGGUUAUUCCCUUGAGUCCAUCGCAGCUUGCCAUGCAAGCGCUGCAGCAGUUUACUAGGGAUCCGUCACCGAGUUGGAAAUCACCUUUUCAGCAAUUGUGGAUCACUGCUGUAUUAGAAGCCGAUCAAGAUCUUCUUGUUGUUGCUCGAACAGGUGGGGGCAAGUCUCUGGCGUAUUUGUUGCCACCUUUGGUUGAACCAACACAGCUGUCUGUUGUGAUUCAGCCACUCAAAGCACUUGGACACGAAACUAUGAAGAUACUUGAGUCGCAUCAUAUUGAGGGAUUCUAUGUGGAUCAAGCACUCAAGCAGGACAUACCUCAUAACACUAACAGCAGGAGCGCCUGGUAUGAGCCCUCAUUCCUCAGACCCCUCAGACCCCUCUCUUGGUGGAGGGUCUGA
Puccinia graminis f. sp. tritici CRL 75-36-700-3 is the source of this 2838-nucleotide messenger RNA. RefSeq lists its product as uncharacterized. The record is from RefSeq and is a predicted model, not a curated record. The transcript has 7 exons. Gene Ontology annotation, molecular function: nucleic acid binding; ATP binding. The coding region runs from base 1 to 2838 and encodes 945 amino acids. NCBI's taxonomy places the organism in Eukaryota, Fungi, Basidiomycota, Pucciniomycetes, Pucciniales, Pucciniaceae.